Uncinocarpus reesii 1704 is the source of this 1164-nucleotide messenger RNA. RefSeq lists its product as uncharacterized. The record is from RefSeq and is a predicted model, not a curated record. The coding region runs from base 1 to 1164 and encodes 387 amino acids. Lineage: Eukaryota; Fungi; Ascomycota; Eurotiomycetes; Onygenales; Onygenaceae. The transcript is spliced from 4 exons. Gene Ontology annotation, molecular function: oxidoreductase activity.
AUGGCACCAGUCGUCUACGAGAGCGCCCCUGUCUCUGGCAGCGGAACCCAGAAGCCCAGCGCGCCAUUGAGCUUGUUCCCAGAUGGCCUAAAGACCACGGGGCAGCACCCUCCGCUUUACGACCAGAUCAAACCCUUCUCGGAGUUUCCCAAGGAGAUUACCGGUCCAACAGUAUGGAAGGCAGAGGACUACAAAGACUGUCCCGAGAAGUGGACGCAUUGGUUUACUGACGAGGAGAUUGCUGAGCUGAGUGCUGCAGCCGAUGCUUUCAUUGCAGCAGGCACCCCAUUGACGGGGAUUACCAAGGCAUUGUUCCCUCUGCCCACAUUCUCGGCCUUUUUGCACGAACUUCAUGAUGAGCUUCUUGAUGGGAGAGGUUUCAUUCUUUUCAAGGGGCUUCCAGUUCAGCAAUGGGGAAACCAUAAAUCCGCUGUGGCAUAUAUGGGAAUUGGAACCUACCUAGGGUAUUUCGUCAGCCAGAACGGCAGGGGUCAUGUGCUUGGCCACGUCAAGGAUCUUGGAGAAGAUUCGGGAAAGAUUGACAAGGUGCGGAUAUACCGGACGAAUGCACGUCAAUUCUUCCAUACCGACGAUGGGGACGUCGUCGGCCUGCUUUGCGUCGCAAAGGCUCUGGAAGGAGGAGAGUCUGAUAUCAUUUCAUCCCACCAUGUUUACAACGUUCUCGCAAAGGAACGCCCAGAUGUUCUCGAGACCCUCACGCAGCCCAUCUGGUAUGUUGACCGAAAGGGCGAAACCAGCAUCGGCCAAGAAGAGUACAUUCGGGCCUCUAUCAUGUACCUCGAGAACGGCGGCAAAGGCCGAGUUUAUACAAAAUUCUCCGAUGCAGGAAUCAUCCCCCCACUCUCCCCCGCCCAAAUCGAGGCCAUGAACGUCCUUGAGGAAACGUGCUUGAGACUCUCGCUCCACAUGAUCCUUGAUGUUGGCGACAUCCAAUUCCUUUCAAACUCGCAGGUCCUCCACGCUCGCACUGCGUACAAGGACUAUCCCCCACCAGCACCCCGCCGACACCUCAUGAGAUUGUGGCUGGCCACACCAGAAAGCGAGGGCGGCUGGAAGAUCCCAUUCUGGGACAGCGAUGAGAAGAAGCGGGGUGGCAUCCAGGUCAAUGACCAACCCCCUGUGGCGCCAUUGGACGCCGAAUAA